This is a messenger RNA of Petromyzon marinus (sea lamprey), 4856 nucleotides long. RefSeq lists its product as uncharacterized. NCBI's taxonomy places the organism in Eukaryota, Metazoa, Chordata, Hyperoartia, Petromyzontiformes, Petromyzontidae. Gene Ontology annotation, molecular function: DNA-binding transcription factor activity, RNA polymerase II-specific; RNA polymerase II cis-regulatory region sequence-specific DNA binding. The record is from RefSeq and is a predicted model, not a curated record. Gene Ontology annotation, cellular component: nucleus. Gene Ontology annotation, biological process: morphogenesis of an epithelium; negative regulation of transcription by RNA polymerase II.
CGGGCGUCCCGUUGGUCGCGCAGUCACAACACGUGGAGGGAGGGCAGAGGGAGGCAUGCGAGUCACGUGGAUCUGCUGCGAGUUUGCAAAUCCCUUAGACCCCGUUAUUCGAGGUUAAGAUUUUAAGGAUUAAAGAGCGACGUUAACAGCGACAAUAACAAAACAGGUACGACGGGCGAUGACAGCUCGCCGUCGGUAAUGCUAUCGAGGAGAAGAAGACACUUUUUUAUACCACAUAAAUUAUAUUACGAGGCAAAGGUAAAUUUAUAAGUGUAAUUAAUACCGCUUUGAAAUUGCAACUACAUAUUAUUAUACCAAAGUCCCGCAAGCAAAUUAAUUGCUAGUAUAAAACAAACCGCACCGAACGUGAUACAAUUAACAAUCAUCGUCGUCGUCGUCGCAAUCGGGGUCAUCGAUUCAUCAUCGGCCAGUCAGCAUGUCGGAUACCAAUCACGAGAUGUCGCGCACUCCGAGCCCGCACUGCUCCUCGGACGCCGGGUCGGGACUCGGCUCGCCGGGCCACAGCGACCCCGAGCCGGGCUCCGCCGAGCACGGCGGAGCCCGGCUCGGCGGAGGAGGAGGAGGCUCAGGCGGCUGCAGCUCCUCGGGCUCGGAGCCGUCGAGGGGAGUAGGCGCGGACGACCCCUUCUCGGAGAGCAUCCAGGCGGCCGUGAGUCAAGUGCUGGACGGCUACGACUGGUCGCUGUUGCCCGUGCCCGUGCGCGGAGCGGUGGGGCCGGGGGGAUGCAAGCCGGGCGAGAAGCCCCACGUGAAGAGGCCCAUGAACGCGUUCAUGGUCUGGGCACAGGCUGCUCGCAGGAAGCUGUCCGACCAAUACCCGCAGCUUCACAACGCCGAGCUCAGCAAGACGCUGGGCAAGCUGUGGAGGCUCCUGAACGAGGGCGAGAAGCGGCCGUUCGUGGAGGAGGCGGAACGCCUGCGCAUGCAGCAUAAGAAGGACCACCCCGACUACAAGUACCAGCCGCGGAGGCGGAAGCAGCAGGGCAAGGGUGACGGUGCCGACACGAACAGCGCCGAGCCGGGUCCCCCGCAGCUGCAAGCGCGUGCCCUGGGGGGCGCCUACGUGCAUCUGUCUGGCCCGGGAGACGCGGCCCUUCUCGACGUGCACGGCCCCCAUCACGGACACGUGGCAGGUCAACCCCAGAGCCCCCCGACGCCACCGAACACGCCCAAGACGGCCGACCACGGCCCCCCGGGCAAGGGCCAGGGCAAGCGAGGCCACGCCGGGGGCGCCGCAGCGACGGGCGAGGGGCCCCGGCACCCGAGCCUCGACUUCCAGACCAUCGGCAUGGGUGACAUCGCGGCCGAGGCCAUCUCGGGCAUGGGCAACUUCGACGUCAACGAGUUCGACCAGUACCUGCCCCCCAGCGGGCACUCGUCCGUCAUCGCCACCAACUCGGCCGCCGCGUUCGCCGCGGGCGGCUUCGGUGGCGCCGUCGGCGGUGGUCCCAACGCCUCCGCUUCCUCCUCCGCCGCCGCCGCCGCCGCAGCAGCCACCGCAGCGUCCUCGCUGGGGCAGGUGGCCGCGUGGGCUCCGGCCAAGAGCCCCGUGAGCGGCGGAGACCGCGAGCGAGAUGGCAGGGAGAGGGCGAGGGGUGGCGGUGGUGGUGGCGGCGGUGGUGGCGUGAAAACGGAGCAGCAGCAGCAGAGCGUGAGUCCGAUCCGCUACUCGGCACACUACCAACCCCAGCAGCAGCAGCAGCAGCAACAGCAGCAGCAGCAACAACAGGUCGGCUUCGGCUUCCAAAGCCACCACCCGCACCACCACCACCACCAGCAGCAGCACCACCACCACCAGCAGCAGCAUCAGCAGCAGCAGCAGGCCUAUGCCGAGCUGCAGGGCGUCCAGCCUCCCAGGGGCUCCCAGCUGCCGGACCUCGUGGCCGCGGUGGCGGCCGCAUCGGCCGCGCACGCCGAGCACCACCAUCACCACCAUCACCUGUCGGGGGCGCCUCCCUCCUUCUACGGGCAGGGUUUGUACCCCGCCGCGUUCCCGCACUACCUGCACGGGACGGCUCAGAGGCCCCUCUACCCGCCCGUGCCGGAGGCGACAAGCCCAUCGCCCGCGCAGUCACACAGCCCUCCCCAGCACUGGGACUCGACACCCGUGUACACGCAGCUCAGCCGCCCGUGAGGGUUGUCGAGAGGGGAUUUGUGUGGUUUGGUAAAGGGGAGAUUGUGGCCGCGGGUGGCGAGGGGGGUUGGGGUGGGGGUGCAGUAACCAAAGGAGACACGGAGUGAUUGUUGCUGAUUUAUUAGAGGCUUUGUUUGGGGAUGGUGGUCUCUGCGGACGCGAGGUGCCGGAGACCUGUCUGCUACUACUACUGCUACUACCGAGUGGUCGAGGAGAGCGAGAGGAGGAUUCUGGAUUCGUAGGUGCCCCUUGCGAGCGGCUGUAUAUUCCUCGUUGUUUUAGAUUCACUGUAAUAUUAAUGAUGAUGAUUUAAAAACACAAAAAAAUACGAAUUACCGUUCCAAAUGGGGGCGGGUGUUUUUAAAGUAUUGGAAUGGAGACGGAGGUGGCGAUGGGGCCGCAGGCGUUCCAGCCGCGCAAUUGACACGGGAGUCGGGAAUAAUUCAAGGAGGUUUUUCUUCUUCUCGUUCUUGAACGACGUCGGGGGUAACGGGAAGACAACGGGUGCCCGUGUGUGUGUGUGUGCGUGUCUGUCUGUCUACCAGCGGCGGUUUCGUCAACGUUUGUAUUCACCACCGACGUGCCUAUAGUGUAUAUAUAUACACACAACACUGUAAAAAUAAGACGGAUAACCAUUUGACUUAUCCAGGAAAGCCUCACCGAGUCUCAAGCCCCAUAUUCAGGAGGGUCAUCCGUGGGGAUGUUUGGCCAAUUCCAUGAUCGAGUACCGUAUAAAUGUUAUAUGCAAUCGACAAAUACCGUAUUCUCUGGAUUAUACGACACACUUGUGUGUUUUUUGUGUCUAAGAAUAUUAAAGUAAAAAUUGCCGUUGUGGGGUUGCGCGUAUUAUAUAAUCUUGCAUUGUCGUGUGCGAGCGAGUGACCAGAUUUGCAUAACUUUAUUGACACCCAGUACAAGUUUUAUUUUGGGUUGUGGGAUGCUUGCGUCUUACUUUCCGGAGCGUCUGAUAAUCCUCAGAAUACGGUAGCGCAGAUCGUCCUGCAAGGGCGUCGCGGAGUCCAGAGGACUUAUCUCGGCGAGGGAAACCGAGUGCGCGCAGUGCCUUUCCACAGAGAAGGGGGUGGAGGCCGUGAAUACACCACCUCCGCAACGACCCUCACCAAAUGCAUUCUUCCAAGUUCCUCGUCGGGAAGGGCGACCUUAUGAUUGUCCGACGAUCAGGCAGGCGUCUGUCGAUUUCGUUCGGGUUUGGUCGGUGGUCUGCGGAAUUUUUGCAGUGCUCUGAAGUUAGCGACGCGUGGAACUUAACGAUGAUGAGGUCGGUGGUGACGGGUGACGGAUGGCGAUCAUCGUCAUGGACAGCGAAGAUAUUCGUGAUGCUCUCAACAAAGAAGACGACACCACCACCACCACGACAGGCGCCACGGCACGGCACUGAAGAGAAUCUGAUGUGAAAUGCUGCAAUCUGUGAAAGUCUUUACCACCCCGAGGGAUGAGGAAACGUCGAUCGAGCAGGCAAUUUGGAACAAGACCGGCUGCUCGACUGUUUAUAAGCUAUAACUGUUCUGCCAAGACUGGAGCCCGACGUAAAAAGAAAAAAAUCAUCCAAGACCAACGUGUAAGUCUUCCAGCAAUCAGGCGGCAGACGUAACGAUGCAGCGAUGCCAACGUUUAAACUUUAUAUUAAAUAAAAACACACACGCACACGAAACAGCUGCUUCGUAUCUCGUAAGCUGUCCAACACGUGUUGUGAACGUGCGUUAAAUGAGAUCUAAUAAAUAAAUGCAAAAGAUACUCGCACAAUGUAAAUUGACCUCGCCAUGGCCUCCAAUGACACCGCUGUAGACGUGGCCCACGACACGCGCCGGGGCGAUGGUGAAGACUUAUUUGCAGGGCAUAUAACCCCGCCGUGUACAAGUCGUCGGCGUUGUUCGCGCCGAUGAAAGAGCACCUCUAAGGAAGCAAGUUCGGAAGUGUGGGAGAGCCGUCCGCUUGACACGGGGGGGGGGGGGGUGUGAUGCAAUGCGAGCCCGCGAGCGAGUUCCCAACAGUCGAUGCUCUUCGUCCUGAGAACGCGGCGCUGAUUGCGCAGUCGAAAUGUAUAAAAUGGGGAGAGACAAAUUCCAGGCGCGCGCAGAAAAAAAGCCAUUCGUAUAAAUUACAAGAGGGCUGAAAAUAUUCGCAGUCACGCUUACAGGGCGCGUCGCUGGAGACUUUUAAAGUGCCUUGAUGAACAGCUUUAGCGACGUCCGUCUGUACCCGACGGGAGGCAAUGCAACUCGCGUAAAGAUGAUCCGAUAUGAACCAAACUUUUUGUUGUUGUUGUUUAUGUAAACCUGCGUUGCUAUUGGGGGGGGGGGGGGGUACGGGGGAAGCUUUCGGAAGAUACAAAAAAACCGGCCAAAUUAAUGCGAGCGAUGCCUAAAACCUCCUGGAUACCCCCCUCCUCCCCCCCCCCAAAAAAAAUGAACAAACCCCAGCGAUAACGAUGGGUCCCGCCACGGCAUCUCGGCCCGGCCUGGAUGUGCCGCUACCCUAGCCGCGUUGUCUCCUCGCGGGCGUAACGCGACCCUCCUUGCUCCGUUGACGCUGGGCGCUGGCGCGUUAUCAUCUCCAAUUGAAAGACUCGCCGCGAGGAGACGGCGCGCGUGUUGGAGAGUGUUAGAGGACGUAGCCUUUGGCGUACGGCAUGCGGUUAUUUGUUUUGUCUCUCGGUUGAAAUAACUCGUUGUCGAACAGC